Molecule: messenger RNA, 186 nt
Organism: Penicillium waksmanii
Lineage: Eukaryota; Fungi; Ascomycota; Eurotiomycetes; Eurotiales; Aspergillaceae
Exons: 1
Coding region: 1-186 (61 amino acids)
Source: RefSeq, a predicted model, not a curated record
AUGACCGGGGAAGAGGAGAGGAAAAGUAUUCGAGCACAUUCCCGGUCCAAGCGUCAGGGAUUAACAUUGACAUUGACCUUGCCAUCCGUCGCCGGUGGACAUGGAAGCGGAGGUGCCGGAGGUGGAAGUCUUCGGAUCCCCGCGCUUUUGCCUUCUGAGCUGCCUGAGCUGCCUGAGCUGAAUUGA